AUGACUUUGAUCCCCGUCUUCAUCUGGACACUGAUCCUCUGGACUCAAGAGUGCAGAGGUCAAGUCACAGUAACUCAGACUCCUGCAGUAAAAUCUUCUCGUCCAGGAGAAACAGUCACCAUCAACUGUAGAACCAGUCAGGCAGUGUACACAGACUCAUCUGGUGACCGCUUAAACUGGUAUCAGCAGAAACCUGGAGAAGCUCCUAAACUCCUGAUCAAAUUUGCAAAUCAGCUACAGUCAGGUUUUCCAGCUCGUUUCAGUGGCAGUGGAUCUGGAUCUGAUUUCACUCUGACCAUCAGUGGAGUCCAGACUGAAGAUGCAGCAGAUUACUACUGUCAGAGUUACCAUUCCAUCAGUGGCUAUGAGUUCACACAGUCAACUUCACCCACAGCUACCAUGACUUUGAUCCCCGUCUUCAUCUGGACACUGAUCCUCUGGACUCAAGAAUGCAGAGGUCAAGCCACAGUAACUCAGACUCCUGCAGUGAAAUCUGCUCGUCCAGGAGAAACAGUCACCAUCAACUGUAGAACUAAUCCCCAGGUGUACCAAAGUUGGGGUUAUCAACCUUUAGCUUGGUAUCAGCAGAAACCUGGAGAAGCUCCUAAACUACUGAUUAUAAAAGCAAAUCAGCUACAGUCAGGUUUUCCAGCUCGUUUCAGUGGCAGUGGAUCUGGAUCUGAUUUCACUCUGACCAUCAGUGGAGUCCAGACUGAAGAUGCAGCAGAUUACUACUGUCAGAGUUUCCAUUAUAUCAGUAGUAAAUAUGUGUUCACACAGUGUUAUAGAGUCGUACAAAAACCUCCCUCAGUCAGAUUGUAGAGAGACUGCACUGCUGCAGCUGGGAGCGACUGCAGGUGCUGAGUUGGAGGAUGUGAUACGACACAAUGACACUCUGUAGAAGA
This is a messenger RNA of Clarias gariepinus (North African catfish), 905 nucleotides long. RefSeq lists its product as uncharacterized. Gene Ontology annotation, biological process: immunoglobulin production; immune response. The transcript is spliced from 4 exons. Bases 1 to 822 code for a protein of 273 amino acids. NCBI's taxonomy places the organism in Eukaryota, Metazoa, Chordata, Actinopteri, Siluriformes, Clariidae. The record is from RefSeq and is a predicted model, not a curated record.